Messenger RNA from Hydra vulgaris (swiftwater hydra), 1547 nucleotides. RefSeq names its product carbohydrate sulfotransferase 1. Gene Ontology annotation, molecular function: N-acetylglucosamine 6-O-sulfotransferase activity. Lineage: Eukaryota; Metazoa; Cnidaria; Hydrozoa; Anthoathecata; Hydridae. Gene Ontology annotation, biological process: N-acetylglucosamine metabolic process; sulfur compound metabolic process. The record is from RefSeq and is a predicted model, not a curated record.
ACUAAAUCGUUUCAAGAAAAAAAAAAAAAAAAUGAGCAGACAAAAUCAAACUUAAAAAGAAUAUUAAAAUUAGCAUAAUAUGCGUUUACGAUAUAUAAUCGCAAUGAUUGCUGUCGUAAUCAUCUAUGUUAUUCUUACAAUAAAAGUAUUCAACAGUUAUUUAAAUAACUUGCCGAAAGCGAGAGAAUCUCGAUAUUCCCCCCAAAAACUGUUGGUACUUUUGUCGCAGCCUCGAUCCGGUUCAUCAUUUUUAGGUAAAGUAUUGAGUAGUUCGUUACGUUCGGUAUACUUUUACGAACCGUUACAUAACAUGGAUAGUUUGUACAACAUAGACAUCAACUUUGCAACGUCAAGUCAACGCCAAAUAUACGACAAAGAUGCCAUGGAUUAUUUAAAAAAUAUGUUUCAAUGCAACUUCGACAGAAAAGAGUGGAUUCGAAUAAACAAGUCCAUAUUUAAAUCUUUUCAUACAUUGCAAACUAGAAAAUGCGAAGAAAAAUUGCCUGACGUGAAAAUUCAGUUCGAUCAUUGCAACAAUUAUGUAAUGAAUUCUUAUCAUCUGCAACGUGAAUGCCAUCAAUUUAAUCUGAUGGUUAAACUUCUAGAAAUGCGCGUUCCGGAAGCUGUAAUAGAAAAUGUUGACUCGAUAGUGAGCCCAGAUACUGAUUUUAAGCUGCUUUAUCUGGUUCGCGACCCACGAGCAUCAUUUUGGUCGCUUUUAAAAACUGGAUGGAUCGCUAGUUCCUACAAAAAUAUUUCUUUUCAAAAAUAUGUCCCUCUUAGAUGUCAAGAAAUGUACCGCAACUUCAAACUGCUAGCAAAACAGAAAUACGUCACUAUAAUAAGGUACGAGGAUAUAAUCGUCAACUCAGAAAAAGCGUUGAAAGACAUUUUUAGUUAUUUAGAUGAGGAAACAACAAGUAAAGUCAAAUCGAAAAUUUCUAGACUCUACUGUUAUACACCUGUGUUUAAUAAAAUGUCAAACAACAACUCUUACUUAAACACUACAGAAACUCAAACGGAAACUUUUUUAGAUAAUAAUGAAAACAUCGUAGAUCAGCGUAAAAAUUAUAAUUGCUUUUCUAUUAACAAAUGGAGACACAAAGCAAACUUAGAAUUCGUAAAACUUGUCGAAAAAAGCUGCGUAAACAUUAUGAGUGCAUUGGGUUAUGAACAGUUAGGCAAAAAAGCAAAAACACUUAAAAAUUUUAGCCGUUCAUUAAUUCAUCCAACCAUUCAACAUUUAAUAUAAUACAAAAUAAUAUUAUAUACAGGAAUGAACACUUGUAACACGCACGCCAGUGUUUAAUAAAAUAUAUAAUAAUAAUGAUGAUAAAUAAUUACAUACCUAAUUGGUUUAUAUUUACUUGGAACAACAUAAUUAAAUGUAUGUAAAAUAAUUAUUAAAAAAAUGUUUAUAUUUACUUGGAACAACAUAAUUAAAAAAAAAUUAUAGGGUAAGGUUGCCGAUAUUGUACCGGCGCCUAAAUUGUACUAUUGCUGUAUCUAGUUAUUUUUACAACCCAGAAAAAAUCUUUUGACUUUAA